UUCAUAAAAAUUCACAAUAUUCUCCAUGGAUGAAAUUCUGGCUUCUUUUUAAGCUCUGAAAAGGCAACUUCCCAACAUGAGGCUAUAAUGUGACUUUUCUGUACAAGUUCCUGGCGAGCUAUUAGGGAACUUACGAAAACAGGACGGCAUGGCGGAGAACUCCAUAUUUUAUCUACUGCGCAUGCCCAGUAUAGAGGAUUCCCCUCGAUGGUGCGUUCUCUUCGAAGCUCAGGACGUUAGAAGUGGUGGUUUGGCGUCCAGUAGACAACAAAUCAAAACAAGCAUGGCUGCUACUGGUUACAAAAGUUAAAAAGUUUGCAGUUUUUUUGCACAUGCGCAAGCAUUUCUGUAGGCAGAAAAUAUAAACAACAGACCACAGUAAUCAAAGAAAUCCAUCCAAAAAAGAAAUAUUUGCUCAAAAUUAUUGAAACUUUUUAAAAAGAAUUAGAAGAAUAUAGUUAAAAUUUAAUUCCAGUUCCUCUUGGAUAUUAUGCUACCCAAAAUAAUCUUUAAUCUUUAUUAAUAAUCAUUUUACUCUGUGCGAGUUGUGCUUUUUUACCUACACAAAAGUGCGCGCAUGCCCAUUGUUUUCAAAAAUCAAAUCAAAAUAACUACGUUACGCGGAAAGUGGUCUAUAGUACAAGCUCAAAAACGAAAACCAAAAGGUUUGUUGGUGUUCUUUUAGUGUUUUUAAAUAGCAUUCUUUUAGCAAAACUCUGCUGUGCAAAAUAAGUGUUUUUUAUUGGUGUUAAAUCGAGAAUCACAUAGUAGCUAGUUACCCAGCUAUAAGCACAUAAACAUAUUAGUAGCUAGCCAGAGAAAUAUCAAAGCUUUCAUAUUUUUGCUUUGUAGUUUUGUCAAUAUUUAUAAGUCACUUUGAAAAUUAAAGUUUUAAGGUAGCUAUUGCUUUCAAUUUGGAUUUUUAUUGUUAGCAUGUUUUGGACCAACGAACAUGAUAUCAUGUUACGUAAGAACGUUCUACUUGUGGAACCAUAUUUCUACAAAGUAGGAACAAGGCAACGUGGAAAUGCCUGGAAUUUAAUUGAGUCGGAAUUAAAUAAAACCAUUGAACCCAAGUUUAAUGUGACCAAAUGUAGUGUUCGAGAUCACUAUAAUUUAUUACUGGAAAAUUUUAAAAGAGAAUACAGAGAACAUGAAAAAGCCAGUGGUAUAAACGUGGAAGAAAGUGAGCUUUAUGGUUUAUUAUUUGACAUGACAGAGAGAUCACAUGAAGCUAAAGCAUUGUUUGACAAUGAGAACGAUGUGAGAAAAAAGUCUCUGGAAAAUGAAAAAACUUCUGCAGUCGAGCAAAGAAAUAGAGCUAUGGAAACAUUAGGAGAAACUAAGAAACGAAAUAAUGAAGAAAAAUCAGAAAACCCUAAAAGACAAAGGCGAACAAGUUCAGACACCUUGGCAUAUUUAAAAGAAAUAUCUGAACAAGAGUUUCAGUUACGUGAAAGAGAAUUGAAAGUAAAAGAAGAAGAAACCAAUAUGUUUAAAACCAUGUUCAAGAUAUUCAUGGACAAAAUGAAAAAGUGACACAGUUAGGAUAGUUGGUUGCUUGUUUUUUGUUACUUCUGUUACUUGUUAUUUGUUCACAUUUAAUGUUACUACUUACCUAUUGAGAAAUACACACAACUUUAACAACAGCAUAAAAUUGAUUUCAAAAUUGUCACUACUGUAUAUACAUUUUCAAGCAUCAUAAUACUAAAGGUACAUUUUUAGCGUAUUUAUAUAUAUUUUAUAAAGUUAUUUAAAGUACUUUUACUGUAGAUAUAUAGUUACUGGAUAUAUUUUUAUAGAUCACGUUUUUAAAAAUAAAGUUUUGUUACUGAAAAUACUAUCUCAAUUCUAAUGGGUCAAGUCUAAAAAAUUCAGUUGUCAUACUACCAUAUAAACAGGUACGGGCAUUCUUGAGUAACGCACAAACUAUAUACACACAGCUUAAUCCAACUUUCAGGGUUCUUUUUGAAGUCCAUGAAUGCAUACCAGUUAACAAUGUCACCAAAUAGCCACUCUACAGAGAUUCGUAUUUACUCAUGGAUUUAAUAAAAUCCUUUUGUUGUUGGUUAAGAGCUGCAUUACGAAAUGGAGCUUGUAGCUCAGGCCUUAGUGGGUAUGCAGGGUCACCAUAAAUACAAAGAGCUCUUCCAUUCAUAUCAAGUGAAAAUUGUUGUAAUUGUGCACAGAAUUGUGACAUGUCUCUUUCCCUCAACAGGUCCAUAGAGAUUUGCUAUGAGCCCAUUAGGUGCUGCCACUGAUUGGAAUUUUAUGGAAUAAACUUUCUUGUGUCCAUUAUACAGUACCCUUUGCAUUUGACCUGGCCUGUAAAUUGGUCGAACUGUCCCAUCAACAAACCCCCAGCAGUUAUCUAGUGCAGUUCCUUUUCUCUGUAUGACAUCACAAAAUGUUUCUAAACACUGAGGACGCAGCCACAGUUGAUUCAUAGUAUCCAGAAGGUGAUGGAAAUUCUCAUAAAUAAGCUUCAAAAUAUGAUUCGAGAUCAUGUUAUAUUAAGGCACAGGUCUAGCAUAUCUUGGUAUCAUGUCUAAGUAACGACAUGGAUAGGCAAUACGAUCUAAAAAGAUGCACAGAGCUUCGAUACCGUUUAUUUUGCAUUUAUUAUAAGUUGUUAUUUCAUCAGGAAUACCAAGUAUUUCUUUCAAUUCAUAUAUGUCAUUUUUGUGGAAUCUGAAGUCACUCCAACACUCUUCGUCAGUGUAUCCAGGUCAAAGGGCUGAUAAUUCCAAUAAGGAUAAUCUAGAUUUUUUGAUGUAUUAAGAUCACUAAGAAAAUAAACUCUUUAUCGUUAAUGACUAUGAUUAAAUUGGCCAAGAAUAAAGCUUCCCUAGUUUCUCAAACUGAUUGGAAAGUAACCAGCGUCCUUUUAAAAUGAUCAUGCCAAUUGCACGCCACUCUUGUUUGUACAAAUCAUGCCAAACUUGUGGCACUAUUUCUUGCUCGGCAUGCAAGUAUGCAUUGUAUACUUCAUUCCAGAAUGAAGAAUAAAUAUCCCGAGAAACACCUGCACCAUUUUCUUCUCAGCCACGAGGAUCAAUCCAUAUAUAUCGGAUGUCAUCUGUCACAUUGAUCUAAGAUGAAAACUAAAAUACAUUGUAUCAUUGUGUUAUAUUCUAGAUAACUGUUAUUAUAGAAGAGCGACAUAAAAUAAACUGAAUACUUUGGACUUUAUGACUUAGGAUACCUGAACUUUAAAGAAGAUAACUAAUUCAAUAAGACAUGUGUUUUUAAUAUUGUUUUAUUGUAUUCAAAGAGGGUCUAAAUCUAAAUUAUUGAAAAAUAGAAAAUGGUCUCACCUGUUUAGUAAUAAAUAAAUCCAUCAAAUCUUUCUUUAUCGUCAUGCGGUGUAUUUUGGCAAUGUACUGUACUACCUCUGUAACAUCAGAACUUGCGCUUGCAUUAUCCAAAUUCGAAAGCUUGUUACCACCAGUUGCUAUAGCUAUUGAAGCUCCAGCUAAAGUUUCAAUCCUUCUUUCUCUCAAUUCAUUUAAAGAUGGCCUUUCUUCUUCGUUUUCAUUUGAAAGUUAUCAUCAACACAAGAAGGUUCAAACAAAUUGCCAAACAAUUUCAAGUUGCUAUCUGCAAUACAAGAAGCACUAUACUCAUAUUUUUGGAUGCAAAUAAUAUAUUGGUUUCCGAUAUAGCUGCAAUGACAAACAGAACAUAUGCGUCACCUGCUAAUCUCCUUUGGUUUUGUUAUUGCAUGGCAAAUGUUCUCAGUGAAAGUUUCAACGUAACCACUUUGUUUAUUCAAAGUUGUUUCCUGACCAGCUUCUUCAUACUCGUUAUCAUGGUCAUAUGGUACAGAUUUAGUCGAUAAAACAAACCAACACUUCGAUAAAAUAAACCUUUCCUUUCGAUGUAUGCCCAAAGGUCUUUAUCUUCAUCUAAUGUUUAAUUUGGACCACAUAACGACUUCAUGCACUCUGAUUCUGCCUCCAUGUAACUAUUACAGUCAUUUCGGUCCAAAUACAACUUCAAAGCUUUGUAUUUAAGCUCUUUAAAAUUCAAUGGUGUUCCAACUUCCACCUUGAUGAAUCGAUAUCCACCCCCAUCUUUCUGUUUUACUCUUUCGAACCUUUUUUUCGAUGGAUUAUAUCGCUCCCAUUUCACUUGUACUUUUUGAUCUUUCGAGGUGUGUAACUUUUCGAAGAGGAUGAUGAGGCCUUUUGACGAACUCUCGACAAUAAAUUUCCAAAACGAGUUUCUGUUUUCCGUUUUUUGUUGGCACUACUGGUGCUCGAAGAACUUGAAGAACCGUCAUCGGGGUUGUUGGCAUUACAAUAACUAUUUGCUGUUGACUUUGAAGUAUUCAUCAUGUACGAUUCUAUACCUGGCUGCGUAAAAUUUGCUCCAGCACGGCGUCCAUGUUUGUUUAUAAUUUGGUAAUUUUUACGGUAGCCGAUGAACCUUUCAAAAAAGUUAUAGAAGUUCCAAAGUUUUUUAUAAAAGUUCGCAAUUUUUUUUUUUACAGAAAAGUUUUUUGAAUUUUUCAAUAGAAGUUUUUAGUAUUAUGAAUAGAAGUUUGCAUCUUUAAACCUGCUUGUCCAAGCUGUAGACUAAAUUAAAGCUAUCUUUUCUGUUUUGUGUCUUAUGUAGAAAAUUUUAGCUAACGUUGCCUCCGGCGAAGACUUAUUUUAUUAUUAAAACUACUAACCUUAUUUGACAUUCAUCUUUAGACGAUGCUAUAUAAUUUCAAUCAUUUGUUGUUCUUUGUAACGUAUGGCAUGAGCCGUUGUUGUUACCUAACACAAACUUAACUUACGCAACUCAUAUGAACAAUAAACAACUUUUUUAGCUUGUUUUGUUUCUUCACAGUUUUAUUUGAAUGAUAUUUUCGAAUGGGACAGUGUUCUUAAAAAUAACAACCUCGUUCCUAGAGCGAAGAGUAAGCAGGAAAAAAAUUGGGAUAACCAAGGCUGAGGGAAUUUGACUUAUCGAGUGAAAAAAGUAACACUAUCGUCAAAAUUUUUUUUAAAAAUUUUAUUUUUCCCCGCUGUGUAGUAGAAAAUAGAAAAUCAAUAUAUAAAGGGUUGCGGGGCGGCAACAGGUUCCUUAUGUUCGCAAGGGAAAUAUUGUACUCGACAGUACUAUCAAGAAAUAUUUUAGCAAUUUGAAAGUCCCCAAGCAACCUCGUCCCCAGGGCUCUUUUCUGACUUUUUAAUAAUAGUUUUUCUUCAGGUUUUCUUUUUGCAAUGAGCGUCGAGGUGUAGAACACUUCUGUUCCGGGGGAAUUAUUAAGAAUCGUGAAUCCGUAUAAACGCAUUCCGUUUUUCAGCAAGUGCAAACGGCAUACUGCAUGCGAAAACUUUCUAUGGAAAAACUACAAAAAAAAUCCUAAGGUUUUCCCUACAUAACUGUUUUUUUCUAUUUUCCAUGUGUUUUGUUUUUGAACUAUUUGCUCUGUGCUCUCAUAUUGACUGAACGAUUAUUUGGCUAAUAAGCGCUUAUUAAACAGUUUGCAGAAUAAGUAUUCUAGUACUCUGAGCUAUUUGUGAUAAGCAUCGAAAAACAUUUUUUUUAUCAUAUCAACCAUCCAGAACAGUGCACAGUAUACACUGACCCGCAAUGCAGCGUCUUUGAUAUUGCUAAAUUAAACAUCGUUUCGGGUUGGAUUUCUUCGUUACUGUUUUAUCAGAUAAAGCCAACAACAUUAAAAAUCAACCUCGUUCCCACAGCAUUUUGCCUUGUUCAUUCCGUAAUAACGGCUCAGGGGCCACAAGACCCUGGGGACGAUGUUGAAUAAAAAUGACAUUCUAUUAUUUUUUUGUUAAACUAAGUUAAACAGAAGAAAGAAAGGGUAUAAGAAAAGACAGUUUUAACAUAUCUUUACCGGCGAGCAUAUUUAAAGUUCUUUACAAUUUUUGUUAAAAAGUAUUUAUUUACUAAAACUAUCUAUUCCUAUCGCCAACGUUUGUAGGUACUGUUGGGUAAUCUAAAAUAAAAAAGGACACAAUUUUAUUGUAAUGUAGAAAUAAAAAAAAAGAAAUAAAAAGCAUGUUCGGAAGUUUGUUGAAAAAAUUUGUUAGCUAGCUAUAUUAAAGAAUCAUUAUAAGAGAAUUAGUAAAAGUAAUAUCGUUACAAACCUGAGUUGACUGUUUUCCUAUAAACGCAAUUUGAGGAGUCAUCAUAAAACACGCAAAAAUGAUAAACUUUAUUAAUAUUAUUUUAUUUUCCCCUGCUCACAUGACAAAACUUUAUAACUUUCCUCAGCAGUUUUUAUUGUUUACGUUUUUUUUCGUUUUUUCUUCUUUGAAAGAAGAAAUUUUAAAUGUCGUAAUCGAUUUCCAAUUUUGAUUUGCACAUUUCGCGCCGAAA
This is a messenger RNA of Hydractinia symbiolongicarpus, 6339 nucleotides long. RefSeq lists its product as uncharacterized. Lineage: Eukaryota; Metazoa; Cnidaria; Hydrozoa; Anthoathecata; Hydractiniidae. The transcript has 2 exons. The coding region runs from base 934 to 1539 and encodes 201 amino acids. The record is from RefSeq and is a predicted model, not a curated record.